Messenger RNA from Arabis nemorensis, 219 nucleotides. The record is from the annotation of a GenBank genome assembly. NCBI's taxonomy places the organism in Eukaryota, Viridiplantae, Streptophyta, Magnoliopsida, Brassicales, Brassicaceae.
AUGGCAGACAUAGCGCUUUUGGUCGUGGAGGAGUACGAGAGGAGGGUGAAACAGACGCCGGAUUCGACAUCGGCAUCGACGGAAAUUGAUUGGUUGAAGAAUUUUCCGGCGAAGAUGACGGUGGGAAUCGAGAAGAUGAAGAUAGAAAAUUUGAUGAAGAAAUUUGAGGCGAAAUCUGAAUUUGGUCUCGCAAUCUCCCAUGGCUUCUUCUCUGCUUGA